Molecule: messenger RNA, 1220 nt
Organism: Grammomys surdaster
Lineage: Eukaryota; Metazoa; Chordata; Mammalia; Rodentia; Muridae
Product: zinc finger protein 665-like
Exons: 2
Biological process (GO): regulation of transcription by RNA polymerase II
Molecular function (GO): RNA polymerase II cis-regulatory region sequence-specific DNA binding; DNA-binding transcription factor activity
Source: RefSeq, a predicted model, not a curated record
GCCACAAAGGAGAAGGAACUCAGAUAGCCAGAGCAUUUACCAGGUCACCAAAUAUUCAAGCUCACCAAAGCAUCCAUAAAGGAGAAAAACCUCACAAAUAUAAUGAAUAUGGAAAAUCUUUCACCUGUUCCUCAAGGCUUAAAGUUCACAACAGAAACCAUACUGGAAACAAACCUUACAAAUGUAAUGAAUGUGGGAGAUCCUUCACUAAUUCCUCAAACCUUAUUGUUCACCAUAGAAUCCAUACAGGAGAGAAACCUUACAAAUGUAAUAAGUGUGGUAAAUCCUUUACGCAGUCCACACAACUUCAUGAUCACUACAGAGUUCAUACUGGAGACAAACCUUACAAAUGUAAUGAGUGUGGGAAAUCUUUCAGCCGUUGCUCAAGUCUUAGAGUUCACCAGAGGAUCCAUACAGGAGACAAACCCUACAAAUGUAAUAAGUGUGGUAAAUCAUUUACACAGUCCACACAUCUUCAUGUUCACUACAGAAUUCAUACAGGAGACAAACCAUACAAAUGUAAUGAGUGUGGGAAGUCCUUUGCCCGUUCUUCAAAUCUUAAAGAUCACCACAGUAUCCAUACUGGAGACAAACCUUACAAAUGUAAUAAGUGUGGUAAAUCAUUUAUAAAAUUAUCACAUUUUCAAGUUCACUACAGAACACAUACUGGUGAGAAACCUUACAAAUGUAGUGAAUGUGUGAAAUCCUUUACACAGUCCUGUGAUCUUAAAAUUCACUACAGAAUCCAUACUGGAGACAAACCAUACACAUGUAGUGAAUGCAAGAAAUCUUUCAGCUGUUCCACAGGACUUAGAGUUCACCACAGAAUCCAUACAGGAGACAAACCUUACAAAUGUAAUAAGUGUGGUAAAUCAUUUACACAGUCCUCACAACUCCAUGUCCACUACAAAAUUCAUACUGGUGAGAAACCUUACACAUGUAGUGAAUGUGGGAAAUCCUUCACCCGUUCUUCAAGUCUUAGAGAUCAUCACAGCAUCCAUACUAGACAUACAAUAUUUCAUACUGGAGAGAACACUUACAUGUGUAAUGAAUGUGGAAAAUCCUUCAUCCAUUCUUCAACUCUCAGAGUUCGCCAGAGAAUCCAUGUAGUACCCAGGCCUUAGAAACAUAAUAAGUGUGAUAAAUAAUUUACAUGGUUCUCACGUCUUCAAGCUUACUACAGAAUCAAUUCUAGAGUUCAACCCUACAAAUGUAAAUAA